Molecule: messenger RNA, 897 nt
Organism: Thelazia callipaeda (thelaziosis nematode)
Lineage: Eukaryota; Metazoa; Nematoda; Chromadorea; Rhabditida; Thelaziidae
Source: the annotation of a GenBank genome assembly
AUGUCAAUGGGGUUAUUAUCAGUCUCAUCAAAGCUAAUUUUGCAUGUAUCCAUUCGUCGUAUACGGCAGUCAAUUGAUUCUCAGAAAAAUUAUUACGAAAUAUUGGGAAUCAAACGUAGUGCUACACAGAAAGAAAUCAAAGAUGCGUUUUAUAAACUGUCCAAAAAGGCUAGUAUAGAUAUGUUGGUUGUGGUUCGUUAUUUUCACUUUGAUACAGUAUUUGAUCUCAAUUUUUAUACAGUAUUUGAUCUGUGUUUAUCUUAUCAUCCUGAUAUAACUGGAAGUUCUCCUGAAAGUGUUCUCACUCAACGAUUUAUCGAGAUUAAGGAUGCAUAUGACGUAUUAAAAAACGAUGAAAGUCGGCUGAAGUAUGAUACUGAUCGUACACAAAUGGAAAGCGAUUAUACUACAAGAACAUAUCAGUCAAGAGCAAAUAAUGCUUGGCGAAGCACAUAUGCGACGUGGAGAAGUAAUCGUUACGCUGGAAGCAGUCAUCACGCAGACUGGUCAUUUAACGACGCUCAUCUAAAAAAGGUCUUUGAAGAAAUGCGACGUAGUGCUGCAGAAUAUGAAAAAGCUCAACGAGUACUGAAUGAACAGUAUUGGAAAAAAUUUUAUCAGAGUGAGAAAGAACGGUAUGGACAUCGUCGUGAAAUGCCACCAAGGCCUAACGUAAAGAUCGUGUUUGACAGUUGGUUAGGUGGUCCAUUACGACCAUAUCUGCCUUACCUGAGUGCAGCGCUUGUUGUAUAUAUGAUUGCAUUUUUCACUAUUUCGCUUUAUAGUAUCGUUAGAAACAGGAUACCAGAUGAAACAGAUGCGAAUUCAGAUUCACAAGUGAAUUUCAGCAAAAUAAAUGAAACUCCAGUCUGGGCGGGAUCAGUUGGAGACUUAUAA